AACAUUGUUGUCCGUCAUAGUUCAGAAAACAGGGCUCGUGUACUGGAAUCGGGAAAGUAAAAAGGAAGCACUCUUUUGAGUUUUACAAAUAAUAACACUAUAUGAAAAAACCAUCUACCCUAUUCCACUAGGAUCCUUAUCACUCUCCUUCCCACCCGCAAUAAGUUGCUGAGCCUUUCAAUGGCACUGAAUGGUGGUUCCUCAGGAAGAUCGAAAUGGAAGUAUCAUAUUUUCUUGAGUUUUAGAGGAGAAGACACCCGCCUAGGUUUCACUGACCACUUAUACACAGCCUUGCAGAAGAGAAGCAUUGAUACUUUCAGAGACAAUGAAGAGCUUCGAACAGGUGAAUUUAUCUCUCAACAGCUCCUUCAUGCAAUUGAGGAUUCUCUCUGCGCAGUUGUUGUGUUAUCCCCAAAUUAUGCCAACUCAGGAUGGUGUUUAGAUGAGCUCAAAAAGAUCGUUGAAACAAAAGGAAGUUUUGGGAUGAUUGUUCCGGUCUUCUAUGAUGUGGAUCCCUCCGAUGUACGAUACCAAAAGGGAAAGUUUGCAGAAGCUUUUGAGAAACACGAAGAAAGGUAUAGAGAACAAAAAGACUUUUUCAGAUUUCUCAUCAAGCGAAGAUCAGUACGCCAUGGUUAUAGGGAUGAUGGUGGUGAUGGUUGGUACGUGUUGUCUAAAAUGAAAAUGGACAGGGGCCGAAAAGUAGAGGUGUUUGUGGUGCGAUAUGAAUCGCAACUCAUUGAUGAAAUUGCUGAAGAAGUAUGGACUAAAGUAGAACCUCAGUUGCCAACAAAGGAUGAUGAUGAUCUGGUUGCAAUUGAAUCAAAAGUAAACGAUGUGCGUUCAUGUUUAAGCCUAGAGUCGAAAGGAGAUGUUCUCUUUCUUGGAAUUUGGGGCAUGGGCGGGUUAGGGAAAACAACUCUUGCCUCUGUUGUCUGUAAAAGAAUCAGAAGAGAAUUUGAAGAUUAUUGCAUUCUCCGAGUUGGAGAUGUUUCAAAGGAAGGAGAUCUAGUUAACUUACAAAAUCAACUUCUUUCACAUCUGAAACUAAGGAGCAGAGUAAUUGAAACUUUAGUCCAAGGAAGGGACAACAUCAGAAACCUUCUGUACAAAAAAAGGAUUCUUAUUGUCCUAGAUGAUGUGAGAACUAUAGAACAGCUAGAGAAUUUGGUAGGAAACAAGGAAUGGUUUGGUCUGGGAAGCAGAAUAGUUGUUACAACUCGGGACAAGAACCUGCUUAGUUCACAUGGUGCGUUUAAAAUCUAUGAGAUGGAAGUCUUGAACACUGAUGAAUCCCUUCAGCUCUUUCAUCAAGAAGCUUUCAAAGGAGAGCUACCAAAAGAAGAGUACUUGGAGUUGUCGAAAAGGUUUGUGAGCUAUACUGGAGGCCUUCCCUUGGCACUUAAAGUGCUAGGAUCUAAUCUUCGUAGAAGAAGCAUUGAUGAAUGGGAAGAUGCUUUAGAUGAGAUAAGAAAAGAUCCAGAUGGUGGAAUAAUGAACUUACUCAGGAUAAGUUAUGAUAUGCUGAAAGAAGGGUACAAGACCAUAUUUCUUGAUAUUGCAUGCUUUUUUAGGGGGUGGUACAGAGAUAAAGUGACAAAAAUAUUGAAAAAUUGUGGCCUAAAUCCGACAAAAGGAAUAAGUGAGCUGAUAGGAAAAUCAUUGAUUACCUGCAACAAAGGAGUUCUAGGGAUGCAUGAUUUGCUUGAAGAUAUGGGUAAACAAAUAGUUUUUCAAGAAUCUGAAAAGGAUCCUGGAAAACGCAGUCGGUUGAGCUCUCUAGAUGAUAUUGAUCAAAUAUUGGAAGAAAAUACGGGAACUGAGAACAUUGAAGGCAUGGUUUUGAAGCAGCAAUUCGAGUCAUACAAUAAAGCUGCAAAUUGGCACCCGGAAGCGUUCUCUAAGAUGCGCAACCUUAGACUUCUCAUCGUAUUAUGUGAUUUGCACCUCUCGCAUGGUUUCAAAUGUCUUCCUAGGUCUCUAAAGGUUCUUAUUUGGACAGAAUGUCCUUUGAAAGCUCUACCGCUUGACAUAGAACUACACCGACUUGUUCACUUGCAGAUGAACAAUAGCAAGCUAGAAAAACCAUGGAAUGGAAAUCAGGUGUUCGAGAGACUGAAAGUUAUUGACUUGAGUUAUUCCAAGGAUUUGAUUCAGACUCCAGAUAUUUCUGAAGUUCCAUUACUUGAAGAGCUCUUCCUUGAUGGUUGUGUAUCGCUGGUUGAACUUCACCAAUCUGUUGGUCAGCAUCAGAAACUUGCAAUGUUGAGCCUGAUAGGUUGUACAAAGCUUGAAACAUUACCAAAUAAAUUGGAAAUGUGUUCAUUGAAGAGGCUCUUUCUCUGUGGCUGCACAAAUAUGAAGACACUUCCUGAUUUUGGAGAGAGUAUGGGAAGUUUGUCCGUGUUGAAUUUGAUGAAGUGCUCAAAUCUUCUUUGCAUCCCAGAUAGCAUUAGUAAUUUGAAAUCACUCAAACAGCUCAACUUGUCUGGAUGCUCAAAGGUUUGCAAGGUGCCGCAUAAUAUAAAUCAAAACAAGGCUUUAGAGGAUCUUGAUCUAAGCGAAACUUCCAUAAGAGUGAUGAAUCCAUGCCUGUUUGAAUUGGAAAACCUCAAGAGGCUUUCUUUCCAUGGAUGCAGUGGACCAGUAUCCAACACCUGCGAGUUAGCAUUGUCUUUCGAGUUUGGAUUUAGCAAAGAACCAGAUCUCUUACGCUUAAACUUACCUCCUUCUUUUGCUGGGCUCUCCUCGCUAAAUAUUUUUGAUUUAGGCAAUUGCAAUCUCGAUCAUGGAUUAAUUCCCGAAAAUCUUGGUGAACUAUCAUCGUUGGAGACUUUAAUUUUAAGUGGCAAUACACAUCUCGUGGUACCUAAAAGUGUUGCUAUGCUUCCUAACCUACGUAUUCUUGAAGCAGAAGGUUGCAAUGACUUUGUUUAUCGAUCUGUGCUUCCACGUCUGUCAGACUCUGUUGUGGAAGCUGGUUUAUUCUUAGAUCUCUGGAAGUUUUGGGAGCAAUUCAAGUCAAAUAAUGACGAGCUCUUAUGUCAGGUCAGGGAUCAUAGUUACCCCAUCACAUACUUUGAAAUUCCUCCAAAGUUUGGCAAUGAGAUACUCUUUCCAAUGGGUCCAAGGUUGUCAAAACUUGAAUCAAGUGCAUCAAUCAUAGCGGAUAUCCCUAAUGAACUUGGUGGGAAUGAAUGGUGGGGAAUAAUUGUAUUCAUUGCUUUUGAGCCUCUGGAAUCUUCAACAUCAUUUCCAACUUUGAAAUUCAGUUGGAGCUUUGAAUCAUCCCAUCCCGAAGCUGGUCCCUCCUUAUAUCUCUCUUCUGAUGCUGCAAGGACACAUUAUAGUUGCUGCCUUGUAACAAUGAUAAUGACGGACAAAUACAUUUACAUUCAGCUACAUCAUAGGCAGUAUGACAACAUAAGCGAAUCAAAGCCCUUUAGCAAACAUCGGAAGCCAGCUUUUAGCGAAAAUAGUAGGUUGCGUUUUGAUGUGCAAGGGGGGCAGCUAAAGAUGAAGGAAUGCGGGUAUGAUGUGUUAUGUAACGAAGAUUUUAAAUCUAAGGUCUUGCCUGAUUUGGAAAAUGAGAGUGAUGACAACGGCCCUAAUUCUGGGGAAUCCAGUGGUCUCGAAGAAUCAGAUAUCAGCAGCGAAGAUGCAACGGAUGGAAACAAAUCUCCGUGAAUGUUUCUAGGAGAUUUCUAAGGGUUUGUCAUGUGUUUGAUUUGAAAGUAAACAAAUCAAGAAAAUUUAGGGGAAUUAAAGUUCCCUUUAUUCCAAACUAUGAAGGACUUACACUUCGUUGAGUUGUUGUGUCUGCAUGUUGGAUACAUUUUGGACACGAUAUUCACCGACACUCGUCCGACACGCGUAUGUGUUCAACCGUGUCUUAAUAAAAAGUAAAAAUAUAUUUUCCAGACAUGUCUGGACACAUCUAAAUACCA
Molecule: messenger RNA, 3947 nt
Organism: Arachis ipaensis
Lineage: Eukaryota; Viridiplantae; Streptophyta; Magnoliopsida; Fabales; Fabaceae
Source: RefSeq, a predicted model, not a curated record